CUUUGCAGUAUAGUAUUUCCUUCUCCCUGAACUUUACGUGUACGUUUUCGUGUUCCUAUAGCCUUUCUCUGCUUUUUUUCCUGCUCUUUCUUUAAUUUGUUUAAUCUUUAAAAUUCAUACCGGUAUCAGAACUUAAAGCUGCUACGGAACCACUAUAUUCAGCAAGUGUGAGCGCAGGAUAAGAGCGUGCACACUUCCCCGUUUCAAGCAACCAGGAGAGCAUGUAGAGAGAGAGAGAGGAAAACCCCAAAAGCAGAGAGAACCAGUUUGAAGGAGAGAGAAAGGGAGAGGAAAAAAGAUGAAAUUUUUGGAACUAUGUUGAUGUAGAAGGGGCAAAGCAAAGCAAACCAAAGAAAGGGGGGAAUCGAUAUUAUGACACUCUUUCAUCGAAAGGUCGAUUUCUUUUGUCACCUGCUGAUCGCUAUGAGCUAAAAGAAAACACGAAAAGAGAAAAAAAAGGGGAAAUAGGGCCAAAAAGCAAAUCGAUAAUCCGACCACUCAUGCUUCUUCGUUCGGCGUGCUUUGAUACUAUGAGCUUGACCCACCAUUUUUUUCCUCUCUUCUGAUGGAGUCUUGAUAUAGGGAGAGCCCCACCUCAGAUUUCAGUAUACCUUUUUCCCCAGUUUUUGUUCCUUGGUUUUGGAUUUUUGGGGCAUGCCCUGGUGACCCCAGUUGGAUUCUUCUGCUCAUUUCUUUGGAUCUUUCUCCCCGGGUUUAUGUCAUUUUCUUGAGGUCGGUUGAUGAGCUGAAGUGGGUGUUAGUUAAUAGUUAUUUCCCAUUUAUUGAGCUGAUUCAGUGCUGAAGUUUGAGUCUUGUGAACAAGGAGGUGGUUUCCUGAGGUGAGUUUGAGGAAUUUUGUAGGGUUCUGGAUGGAAAUAUGCUAUUUUGGGAUUUGGGUUUUCGAUGUUCAAAGGGGUUAGUUGAUGUAAAGAUGGGUUCUUGUGUUGUGUUCUUGGUGUGGAAAUAGCAAGAAACCACAUGGGUUCUUUUGAAGAGAAAGGCAAAGCAGGAGGGUUGGUUUCCGGAGCUCAAACUCUAUUUGAGGAAAUGAAGUUGUUGAAGGAAAUGCAGGAUCAUUCUGGGGUUCGGAAGCCGAUGAAUUCAGAGCUGUGGCAUGCAUGCGCCGGCCCAUUGGUGAACUUGCCGCUGGUUGGAAGCCUAGUGUAUUACUUCCCACAAGGACACAGCGAACAGGUGGCAGUUUCGACUAAUAGAACUGCAACCUCACAAAUCCCCAACUAUCCAAAUCUCCCACCUCAGCUGUUGUGCCAAGUUCACAAUGUUACACUACAUUCUGACAAAGAUACGGAUGAGAUCUAUACCCAGAUGAGCCUUCAGCCUGUCAGCUCCGAAAAAGAUGUCUUUCCAAUACCGGACUUUGGAUUUAAGCAUAGUAAGCAUCCAAGUGAAUUUUUCUGCAAAACCUUGACUGCAAGUGAUACGAGUACGCAUGGUGGCUUCUCAGUGCCUCGUAGGGCUGCAGAAAAGCUGUUUCCGCCAUUGGAUUUUUCAAUGCAACCACCAACUCAAGAGCUCGUUGUCCGCGACUUGCAUGAAAAUACCUGGACUUUUCGUCAUAUAUACCGCGGGCAGCCAAAGAGACACCUCCUGACAACUGGAUGGAGUAUGUUUAUUGGUGCAAAGAGGCUUAGAGCAGGCGAUGCUGUUCUGUUCAUAAGGGAUGAAAAAUCACAACUGAUGCUGGGUGUUAGGCGUGCGAACCGUCAACAAACUAAUUUGCCAUCAUCAGUCCUAUCUGCCGAUAGCAUGCACAUUGGGGUACUUGCGGCUGCAGCCCAUGCUGCUGCUAAUAGAAGCCCUUUUACGAUUUUCUACAAUCCUAGGGCAUGUCCUUCAGAAUUUGUUGUUCCUUUGGCCAAAUAUCGAAAAUAUGUAUAUGGAACUCAACUCUCAGUUGGUAUGAGGUUCGGAAUGAUGUUUGAAACUGAUGACUCGGGCAAACGCAGAUAUAUGGGUACAAUUGUUGGUAUAAGUGACUUAGAUCCACUGCGGUGGCCUGGUUCCAAAUGGCGCAAUCUUCAGGUAGAAUGGGAUGAAACUGGGUGUACUGAAAAACACAACCGAGUUAGUCCCUGGGAAAUUGAGACUCCCGAAAGUCUUUUCAUUUUUCCUUCUCUCACAUCAAGUUUCAAACGACCCCUACAAGCUGGUUACUUAGGAGAGCAAUCUGAGUGGGAGAUGCUGAUAAAGAGGCCUUUUGUACGGGUUCCUGAAAACCCAAGUGGGGAACUUCCUUAUCCCUCAAUUUCAAGCCUCUGGUCUGAACAACUUCUCAAGAUGCUGAUGAAACCUCAAAAUGUCACCAAUGGGACUGUGCCACCUGUCCAAGACUCUUUAUUUAAGGGAGCUUCAACUCUAGAGACCCCGAAUCCGACACAAGCGAUUGUCAAGCAGAAACCACAGCUUGAAAAUACUUCGUCAGAAAGUCAAAAUCGUCCUAAAAUCCAACUCGACCAAACUGAUUCCACCAAACCAAACUACUUAACACAAACUGAAGUAUCGAAAGUAGAACCUGUAAUUGUUGUUGAUCAGCUAAGCCAGUUGACUUCUUCUUUAGGGAAAUGUAAUGAAGACAAAAUGACUCAAAAUUCCGUGAAUCAGCAGAAUCUUGUUAAUCAGCUGACAUUACUCAACCAAAACCACGGAUUGCCGCAGUUGCAGACUACUCCAUGGGUGGACUCCCACCAAUUAGAUUGUACUAAUUUCAAUGGGUUACUUCCGUAUGCGGACACCAGUGACUGGAACAUGAACACUGGAAUUCUCAGAUCGCAGGGACCUUUAUCCAUUUUCGGAAAGCAAGAGUCAUCAGCGGUGUAUUCAGAAACAGUUGAGCCUACUGUAUCUUCGGUUGGCCACGACAUGUGGGACCACCAGCUAAAUAAUUUCAGGUCUUUAUCACAGACGAACCAACUUGCUCCAUUGCCUCAGCAGGAUCUUUAUAGCCUUCAGAGUAGUAGAUAUGAUUCAAGUGAUUUGUAUAGUUGUCUAAACUUUGAUGGUAGCAGCGGAGGAAGCGCAGUGGUCGAUCCUUCUGUUUCAAGCGCUGUUUUCGAUGAGUUUUGUUGCCCAUUGAAAGAUGCUUCUUUUCAAAAUCCCUCAAAUUGUUUAUUAGGCAACUUUAGUUCAAGCCAGGAUGUUCAGUCCCAGAUAACAUCAGCUAGCCUAGCUGAUUCUCGGGUAUUCUCCUUGCAAGAGUUCCCGGAUAGCUCCGGUGGCGCAUCGUCGAGCAAUGUAGAAUUUGACGAUGGUAGUCUUUUGCAAAACAACACAUGGCAACAAGCGGCUCCGCCAGUGAGAACCUAUACAAAGAUUCAGAAGGCUGGAUCUGUUGGGAGGUCAAUUGAUGUCUCGGGAUUCAAGAAUUAUGAUGAACUGCGCUCUGCAAUCGAAUGCAUGUUUGGACUUGAGGGGCUGCUCAUUGACAGAACUUCUGGUUGGAAACUAGUUUACGUGGAUUUCGAGAAUGAUGUUCUCCUUGUUGGCGACGAUCCUUGGGAGGAAUUCAUUAGCUGUGUUCGUUGCAUUAGAAUUCUAUCUCCUUCUGAAGUUCUGAAGAUGAGCGAAGAGGGAAUGCAGCUUCUCAACAAUGCCACCACCAUUCCGGGUGCUAAUGGAUCGAUGUCAGAAAGUGCUUAUGCUUGGGAUUGCCCAAAGUGAUUCGUAGAGUCGUUUUUGCUUGGUGGAUUCUGAAAAAUUUGUGGUCUUAUUUCUCCCGGAAGAGAACCUCAAGCAGGGCAAGUGAUGUAGGUACUGAAUCUUCAGAUUACAGUAGUUCAGAGCUUUGGUUUUUAGAUUUGGCCUUAUAGAGUACUCUACUAUUAAGUACGUGUGACUGUUGUGAGAUUGUUGUUCUGAUUGUAUGCUUCAUUCACUUGUCUCAGUUUUCCAAA
Rhododendron vialii is the source of this 3911-nucleotide messenger RNA. Its product is annotated as auxin response factor 5. Gene Ontology annotation, biological process: response to hormone; regulation of DNA-templated transcription. The record is from RefSeq and is a predicted model, not a curated record. Lineage: Eukaryota; Viridiplantae; Streptophyta; Magnoliopsida; Ericales; Ericaceae. The transcript has 14 exons. Bases 979 to 3678 code for a protein of 899 amino acids. Gene Ontology annotation, molecular function: protein binding; DNA binding. Gene Ontology annotation, cellular component: nucleus.